Molecule: messenger RNA, 1069 nt
Organism: Styela clava
Lineage: Eukaryota; Metazoa; Chordata; Ascidiacea; Stolidobranchia; Styelidae
Source: RefSeq, a predicted model, not a curated record
CUGUGCCUCUGCUAAUACGGUUAGCUCCGCUUCUUGUGACAGUGUGACGUCUGCUCAGCGCCGACUAUUCCAUUGAAAGAAAAAAAUGUUACUUGCUAACAAGGAUGUUAUAAAAUGGCUCGGAUUUUCUUCUUUUGAAAUUUUUAUCCAGCUAUCAUGCCUAUUGGUUUGCACCAUUCUCAUCAUGUGCAAGGUUGAACUUGAAAGCUUUGCUGACAUAUCAUGGUGGAGGAUUUUCAUUCCAAUGUUUGCUGCGGAUGGAAUGACUUUAUACUUCAGCACCAUUGUGUUUAUUCGUACUUUUCAUAAAGGAAACCACAAAGAAGCAUUUAGAAGAGUUUUGUGGGUUUCGUUACUCUUAGUGCUGCUGUUCUUAUUCAAGAUGCUACUCUGCCAGCUAUUAGAAGGUGCAAAAAAGACAUCAGCAGCCGGCGUCAUGUCACCUUUAUUCGUUCUUUGGGGUCUGCUCAUAAUAAGAGCUUGUAAAGUGACUUGAAACGCUAUACUACGAGAAUUCUGUGACCCGAAAUGCGAUCGGCUCAGGCAAAGGGGCCGCAAUACUCUGCUUCAAUAUGGCCUUGGUUUGGCGCCCAAUUUCUUCAAAUGGAAUUAAUCGAAUAACACUAACUGCUGUCAAUUGGAUUGGGCCAAAUGAUUUACAAAAUUGUAUUCAGGACUUCAAAUUUAAUCCAGUCGAAGUGGGGCAACCCCCAUUAUCUGCGAUAUGAUGGCUCAUGUAUCUAAUCUCUGAUAAUUAUCUAUUUCUAUAAUCAAAUUAUCAGAUCUUUUAACUAGAUAUUAAAAACCUUGGGUGUCGCUGCUCGAUAACCAGAUUUGGUUCUCCGCGGCUUCCCUUCCACAGUAAAAUUGUAUGUGAUUGUUUUUUACUGGUUGGAUAAAAUGAACUUGACUUAAAACCUACAGUCCAUGAAUUGGCUAUACAAAUUUUUCUAUACUUACAAUAGGUGAAGGGCUAUCAUGCACAAAAACUACAGGAUUUAUUACAAUUUACCAUAAUUAACAUACUGCAAUGAAAAAUAUCCAAUACCCAAUCCAACUUUGUUUUAUA